AUGGGGAACAAACAGACCAUCUUUACAGCGCAACAAUUAGAUGCUUAUCAGGACUGUACAUUUUUCACCAGGAAAGAAAUCAUAAGACUCUUCCACCGUUAUCGAGACUUGGCACCACAGUUAAUCCCCCUUGACUACACCAACAAGCCAGAUGUUAAAGUACCAUACGAGCUGAUUGGCAGCAUGCCGGAACUAAAGGAGAACCCUUUCCGCCAGCGGAUAGCUGAGGUUUUCUCAGAGGAUGGAGAGGGGAACAUGACUUUGGAUGACUUCUUGGACAUGUUCUCUGCGUUGAGUGAAAUGGCACCCAAAGAUCUGAAAGCCUAUUAUGCCUUUAAAAUUUAUGACUUCAAUAAUGACGACUACAUCUGUAAGGCAGACCUGGAGAAAACACUGAACAAGCUGACACGCAAUGAGCUGUCAGCUGACGAAUCCCGCAUGGUGUGUGAGAAGGUGAUUGACGAGGCUGACCUGGACAACGACGGGCGUCUCUCACUGGAGGACUUCCAGCACAUGAUUGUCCGUGCCCCAGACUUCCUCAGUACCUUCCAUAUAAGAAUAUAA
Messenger RNA from Megalops cyprinoides (Indo-Pacific tarpon), 564 nucleotides. Its product is annotated as calcium and integrin-binding family member 3-like. The coding region runs from base 1 to 564 and encodes 187 amino acids. Gene Ontology annotation, molecular function: calcium ion binding. NCBI's taxonomy places the organism in Eukaryota, Metazoa, Chordata, Actinopteri, Elopiformes, Megalopidae. The transcript has 6 exons. The record is from RefSeq and is a predicted model, not a curated record.